This is a messenger RNA of Oncorhynchus kisutch (coho salmon), 5754 nucleotides long. RefSeq names its product pleckstrin homology domain-containing family A member 5. Gene Ontology annotation, molecular function: phosphatidylinositol-5-phosphate binding; phosphatidylinositol-3,5-bisphosphate binding; phosphatidylinositol-3-phosphate binding. Gene Ontology annotation, cellular component: cytosol. NCBI's taxonomy places the organism in Eukaryota, Metazoa, Chordata, Actinopteri, Salmoniformes, Salmonidae. The transcript is spliced from 20 exons. Bases 817 to 3774 code for a protein of 985 amino acids. The record is from RefSeq and is a predicted model, not a curated record.
GGGUGGGCUAUUUACCAAUAGACUAUGUACAGCUGCAGCGAUCGGUUAGCUGCUCAGAUAGCUGAUGUUUGAAGUUGGUGAGGGAGAGUGGCAGCCUGCGAGUCCAGUGGCAGCCAGUCCUAUUUAAUUUUAUGGCAUCUCUCUCGGUGCUGUGGCUUUCUCUCUGGUCGGGUUCCUUUCCAAAGCCACAGAGAGAGACGAGGGUUCGGCUCAGCCCUGCCAAACAGCACAGCCACACAGACGCCCAGGAGUCUUCCCAAGGUCUCUCUAAGCAACCACACAUACUCAGUUUCCAUAUCCUCAGAGAGAGAAGGAGGGUGGGAGACAGAUCAUGGAGGAAGGGAAAUGAAGGGGGAGGAGGAAGAAAACAGAGCUGUGCAUGACCCCUGUAGAUCUUAGGAAUAAUAAUAAUAGCAAUAUUUUACAUAACUCAGGAAAUGGAAUGACGUUAACUCAACAUUAUGCCAAUAAUUUUAAACUCUCCAUAUUCCUGUCUCUUGUGGCAAACAUGGCAGUUUCAUAAGCCUCACUGACUGUUCCUUCCUCACUGACUGUUGUUACAAAUAGAUUUUUGGAUGACACAGGAAUGGCUGCCUUUAGUCUUCAAUCCCUGGUAAACAGAAUAUUGGUAUUACUCAAUGUGUUCUUGUCUGUCUUUCUCUCUCUGCUGUCUCCUUCCAUGCACACACUAACAAUGCCUUUGUUUGUCUACUGCGAGCGGGUCUUGAGUGAGGAGAAUCAGCAGCCUGUUUACCAGUCCAAGUGUUGCAUGGUCUCUUUUCUUCGACUCUGAUCUGGCAGGCGACACAUCCCAACAUGCGAACGUACUACUUUUGCACAGACGCAGCCAAAGACAUGGAGUCAUGGAUGAAGGUGAUGACAGAUGCUGCCCUGGUGCACUCAGAGCCUAUCAAGAGCAGGUUAAUAAAAGUAGAACAGUGCCGUCCUCAGGACUUCAGUAACCACAUUACCCAGAACCACCGACCAGUCCUAACCCGACCAGUGAUCCAGAACAACAAGCGGAACCAAGCUGAGACUGAGCAGGAACAGGAACUUUACACCGUUGCUGCCAUAACCACGGUAACCUCCAACGAGGAGAAGGGGAACAGGAAGCAGUGUGACGCUGAGCGCUACGGUUUCCAGAAAGAAGGAGCAGAGAGAGACCGUCCGCUUACUAAGAUCAACAGCAUCAAACCUCAGCCGGACCAGGCAGCAGCUGUUGCUGCUAACAUCAGAGAUGGAUCCCCACGACAGGCAGAAACACCAGACAGGCUCUACAGAUCCCCACAGGUGAAUGGGUCCAGGGACCAGAGCCCAGGGGAGAUGAUGGCCCACCACGAGCCCCACCAGACCCCCUCCAUCCUGGGCAGCAUGACCCCUACCACUCCUACCCCCCAGUACCCCCAGCAAGAGCCUGAGCCCAGGGCCCUGACCAGGACCAGCUCCAUGCAGCAGCUGGAACAGUGGGUCCGCACACAGAGAGUACGCAACCAGGACGACGACACUAGAAGUAUCAUGUCGUACCAGACCCUGCCUAGGAACAUGCCCAGCCACCGGGCACCUCCAGUCAUGCCCCACUGUGGGGACCCUGGCUACCGUACCUUACCCAGGAACAGCAUGUUGCGACCGGACAGUAUCUGCAGCAUGUCCCCUACCAUAUACGACCAGACCCUAGGCAUGGGGCUGGGCCUGGGGAUCUCGCCUGCAGACAAGAGGCGCUCCAUGAGGGACGACACCAUGUGGCAGCUGUACGAGUGGCAACAGAGAAUGGGCUACACUCCCAGCCCCAGGCCAACGUCGUCGCCGCCCGGGCCGUAUGGGACCCUGCCCAGCCCCAAGACCAUGAUCAACUUGUCUGAGCACCAGGGUGACAGUCACCAAUCUAUCCCCCCCUCGCCUUCCCACGGCUCCUUGUCCAUGUACGGAGGCUACUCGCCCCUCCGCUCCUCCUACAACCACAGCUCCACUAGGUCAGAAGUGGGCUUGCUUGUAUACCAGGGGGAUAUCACUAUAGACAGGAGACACAGCAGGACAUCACACCUCAAUAAGUAUGCCUACCCACCUGACAGGAGGCCAAUGCCAGCUGGGAUCCCUGUCCAGACCAUCACUGCCCAAUCUCUGCAAGGCAAAACAAUGAGCCCAGAGGAAUACAGGGAACACUCCUGCAUGUGCAGGCCGCAGGAAGUCGACAUUGAUGCCAAGCUGAGCAGGUUGUGGAAACAGGACAAGGUUGUCCGGACGCAGGAGGACAAGCUACAGCAGCUACACAGAGAGAAGCAUACCCUGGAGAUGGCCCUGCUGUCGGCCAGUCAGGAGAUAGAGAUGAGCUUUGAAAACCCAGCCACUGUACAUGGUGUCAUCCAGCAGAAUGAAGUGCUACAGAGUGGCCUGCUUAGUACCUGUAGAGAGCUAUUCAGAGUUAACACUGAGUUGGAGCGGUCAUGGAGGAAGUAUGAGAAGAUGGAGAGAGAUGUUUCAUUGGCCAAGAACAACCUGCUGGAGCAACUAGAGGCACUGGGAAGCCCUCAGACGGGGCCCCCCAGCCAGCAGCAUGUCCACAUCCAGAAGGAGCUGUGGAGGAUCCAGGACGUGAUGGAAGCCCUCAGCAAGAACAAGGCCCAGAGGAGCUCAGAGACACAGGGAUACUCUGGCUCCACGCCCAUCUCCAACAAACAGAAGAGUGAAGGUCCAGACUACAGGCUGUAUAAGAGUGAACCAGAGCUCACCACUGUAGCUGAGGUGGAUGAGACCAACGGCGAGGACAGAUCUGAACAGUGUGACAGAGACCCCUCUGACACCAAAGGAUUGUCAUACCCCGUUGGCAUCAUUCCCCCCAGAACCAAAUCUCCCAUAAUACCAGAGGCUUCCACCAUCUGUGUUACCCUGAGGAAGGGCAGGAGGCCAGACCCACACAUGGAGCGUCCCCGCAGUGCAGUAGACCAGCUGUGUGGUGGGCCUGUGGAGAAGGAGAGUGGCAGGCCCAGGAUGAGUGUAGAGGAGCAGCUGGAGAGAAUCAGGAAACACCAACAGUGGGCACUAAGAGAGAAGACGAAGGGGCUUCACAUCAUGGUGAUCAACAGCCCACAGCAGGGACAGCUAGGCCUGCAGGACAACAACACACACAGCCAUCCACACAGUCACAGUAACACACCAACACCCUCACGAAGCACCUCGUUCACCAAAGAGAACCCCUUCCAUAGCCUACAGAACUGUCGUCAGCGUGACGAGGUGAUGAGCAGUGACAUCCUGGAGCUGGAGGCGUCACUCAGAGAACAGGAAGUGUUCAGAGAGCAGGAGACACCUGCCGAGGAAAUAGCACGACUCAAAGAGGCCUCGCACACUGACCACUACAACAUGGACAGAGAGUUGUCAGUCCCUGAGAAGGUGUUGAUUCCAGAGCGUUAUGUAGAGUCAGAUCCAGAGGAGGCUCUCAGCCCAGAGCAGGAGGCUGGAAAACAGAAGAAGGUGGACCGUAUUAAAGCCCUCAUCGCCAAAAACAGUAUGCAGAAUGUGCUCUCACCCCCAAGUGGGGUGCUGAGCCCUGAGGAGGAGGCUACAGCUCAAGAGCAGGAGAAGAUGAUCAACAUCUCCUAUGAACUGGCUGCUGAGGCUUCCAAACGCAGCAAGCUGGUCGCAGCUUGUCCUCCUCCUCACCGCUUCCUGAGCCCCAACCUUCCUCAUCUCCACCUCCUAACACACAACCACCACCCCAGCUCACUGAUGGGUCCCACUUCAUGUGUGUGUAAUAGGAGUGGCAUCAGUAAUUGUGUGUAGGAUUGCCCCCCAGUCCCUGGCUUCAGUGAAGACCUACAGGUGAGAGAUGUGACACAGAGAUGAGGAGGCUCCUGUUUGCUGUAAAGAAGACCUCUACACAAGGACAUGAUACACCCAGCACAAAGUGUAGACCAAGAGAACUGUACUCGACAGACAGAUAGUUGGACCACGCAAUGAGCUGGGCCUUAUAUGCUGUCUGUCAAUCUAUGCCUCACUGUGACAUCACAUCCUCCUGUGCCAUGGCGUCACUUCCUGUGAUGUCAUCACCCUUUGAUGUCAUCACCACCACAAUCUCCCCUCUCCCUCGCCCCAUGGGAUCACAACUUUGCAACAAAAAACACAAUAAUAAGACAUCGAUACUGUUGUUUGCUGUUAGAGUAGUUCGUUUCAUUGUCGUAAUUUAUAUUGUUUGGAGUUUGUGUGUGUCAAGAAUAUAUGAACCCUUCUGUGAUGAGGAUGGCACACUGUUAUGCCAUUGAUUCUUUCAUAGUUUAAGAGUUCCACAGCGUUGUUUCAUAACUCUUAUUGCAUUUCAGUUCAUAUUUGAGUUCGUAUUGAGUUUACAUUUUAGUUUAAUCCCAGAAUUACCCUCAAUCUACACACAAUACCCCAUAAUGACAAAACAAAAAUACGUUUUCAGAAAUGUUUGCAAAUGUUUUUUUAAAAAGAAGGAAAAAAAAGGAAAUUUACAUAAGUAUUCAGACCCUUUACUCAGUACUUUGUUGAAGCACCUUUGGCAGCAAUUACAGUCUCGAGUCUUCUUGGGUAUGACGCUACAAGCUUGGCACACCUGUAUUUGGGGAGUGUCUCCCAUUCUUCUCUGCAGAUCCUCUCAAGCUCUGUCAUGUUGGAUGAAAUAGCACAGCUAUUUUCAGGUCUCUCCAGAGAUGUUUGAUCAGAUUCAAGUCUGACCUCUGGCUGGGCCACUCAAGGACAUUCAGAGACUUGUCCCGAAGCCACUCCUGCGUUGUCUUGGCUGUGUGCUACGGGCCGUUGUCCUGGUGGAAAGUGAACCUGGUCCUGAGUGCUCUGGAGCAGGUUUUCAUCAAGGAUCUCGCUGUACUUUGCUCCGUUCAUUUUUCCUUCGAGCAUGACUAGUCUCCCAGUCCCUGCCACUGAAAAACAUCCCCACAGCAUGAUGCUGCCACCACCAUGCUUCACUGUUGGGAUGGUGUCAGGUUUCCUCCAGACGUGACGCUUUGCAUUCAGGCCAAAGAGUUCAAUCUUGGUUAAACCAUCAGACUAAGAGUCCUUUAGGUGCCUUUUGGCAAACUCCAAGCGGGCUGUCAUGUGCCUUUUACUGAGGAGUGGCUUCCAUCUGGCCACUCUACCAUAAAGGCUUGAUUGGUGGUUGUCCUUCUCGAACGCUCUCCCAUCUCCGAAGAGGAAAUCUGGAUCUCUGUCAGAGUGACCAUUGGUUCUUGGUCACCUCCAUGACCAAGGCCCUUCUCCCCCAAUUGCUCAGUUUGGCCAUGCGGCCAACUCUUGGAAGGGUCUUGGAAGUUCCAAACUUCUUCCAUUUAAGAAUUAUGAAGGCCACUGUUCUUGGGGACCUUCAGUGUUGCAGAAAUAUUUUGGUACCCUUUCCCAGAUCUGUGCCUCGACACAAUCCUGUCUCGUAGCUCUACAGCCAAUUCCAUGGCUAUGUUUUUGCUCUGACAUGCACUGUCAACUGUGGGAACUUAUAUAGACAGGUGUGUGCCUUUCGAAAGCAUGCACAAUCAAUUGAAUUUACCACAGGUGGACUCCAAUCAAGUUGUAGACAUGACAUGGUCGUUAUAGGGUAUUGUGUGUAGAUUGUUUAAAUUAAUUUUUUCAUUUUAGAAAAAGGGUGUGACAUAACAACAUGUGGAAAAAGGGAAUGGGUCUGAAUUCUUUCCAAAUGCACAUCCAUAACAAGCUACAAUGCUAUUAUUAGAGUUGGGAUAUGAACAUUUGCAUAUGAUCUGUUGUAUAUAAUGUUAAAUGUUUCUGAUAUUA